Pongo pygmaeus (Bornean orangutan) is the source of this 315-nucleotide messenger RNA. Its product is annotated as small cysteine and glycine repeat-containing protein 4. The transcript has a single exon. Bases 1 to 315 code for a protein of 104 amino acids. Lineage: Eukaryota; Metazoa; Chordata; Mammalia; Primates; Hominidae. The record is from RefSeq and is a predicted model, not a curated record.
AUGGGUUGCUGUGGUUGUGGAAGUUGUGGUGGCUGCGGUGGCUGCUGCGGUGGCUGUGGUGGUGGCUGUGGUGGUGGCUGCGGUGGUGGCUGCGGUGGUGGCUGUGGUGGUGGCUGUGGCAGCUGCACCACCUGCAGGUGCUACCGGGUGGGCUGCUGCUCCAGCUGCUGCCCCUGCUGCCGCGGCUGCUGUGGGGGCUGCUGCAGUGCGCCAGUGAUCUGCUGCUGCCGCCGCACCUGCAGCUCGUGUGGCUGUGGCUAUGGGAAGGGCUGUUGCCAGCAGAAAUGCUGCUGCCAGAAGCAAUGCUGCUGCUAG